Molecule: messenger RNA, 1383 nt
Organism: Eruca vesicaria subsp. sativa (arugula)
Lineage: Eukaryota; Viridiplantae; Streptophyta; Magnoliopsida; Brassicales; Brassicaceae
Source: the annotation of a GenBank genome assembly
AUGGAACUCCUCGCCGGCAACUACCGGAAACGUGUCGGCGAAGACUUCACCGAGGAUGUUAACCCGUUCGACGGCUCUAACUGGAUGUACGGUAGACCUCAAGCAAACGACAACGACGACGCUUUGGCUACGCUCGCGGACUUGGCGCCGCCUCCUCAGAAACUGAAACCCAUCAGGUGUGUUGUUAAUAAGUCUCCUUCGUUUGAGGAUAGACAUCCUCUUGAUAUUCUCGCCGGAAGUCUAGAUAAGCUUCCGGAAAUGGGGUUUCUUGAAGACGGCUGCUUCGAUGCUCCUCCUGUGGGAACGAAGCUUGCUGACGUGGAGGGGAGUGGUCAGUUGACACGUGUGUUAGGAAAGGAUAAGCUUGAAACGGAGGUUCAAGGUCGUGUCUCCAGACAUGGCACUUCGUGUGAUGGUGUCUCUCUGAGUUCAUCUGUUGAUUCUGAGAGCUAUGGCGACUCCUCCCAAGGCGUUUGCAAGGCAGUCACUGGUAAAAGAAAGCGGAAAAGUAGGGAAAAGCUGGAGCAUUUCAUGGAGAAGCUGGUGGGGACUAUGAUGAAGCGGCAAGAGAAGAUGCAUAACCAACUGAUUGACGUGAUGGAGAAGUUGGAGAGGGAGAGAAUACAAAGCGAGGACGCUUGGAGGCAACAGGAGACAGAGUGGAUGAAACAGAACGAAGAGGCACGGAUGCAAGAGAUGUCACGCAGCUCGUCUCUCAUCUCUUUCAUCAAAAGCGUGAUUGGUGAAGAGAUCGAUAUCCCUCAGCCACUCCAGACUGUUUUUCCCAACCAAUGUGAAUGGGAGGAGCAGACACAAGGACACGUGAAGUUUGUGUUUCCAAGCGGGAGAAGGUGGCCUCAUGAGGAAGUGCAGGCGUUGAUAGCUAGCAGAAGCGAAGUGGAAGAGAAGACAGGGGUUCUUCUUCACAUGGGAGGAGCGAUAUGGGAUGAGGUAUCAGCAAGAAUGAAGGGAAGAGGGUAUGAAAGAUCUGCAAAGAAGUGUAAGGAGAAGUGGGAGAACAUGAACAAGUAUUACAAGAGAGUGAUGGAAAGUAGCAAGAAAUGGCCUGAGCACACCAAGACUCGCGCGUACUUUGAGAAACUAGAAAACUUUUACAAGACCAACUCAAUGAGUGUUGCCCAAUCCGGAGAGAAGGAACAAUGAGUGUGCGAGUGAACCGUUAAGAUUAGUUUUUUUUGGCACGGAAGCUUGUAGAUGAUUUCUCGAGUUUUUAAAAUUUUGGUGUAGUGAUUUCCACGACUUUGUAUUUUGGAAGGUUUUGAGGUUAGAAUGUUGAAAAUAAAGACAAAAACGUUGCAUCGAGUGUGGCCGAACACGUUGUGGAAGCUGUGAGAUCUGCAAUUACAAAUGCCAACAUUUGGC